This is a messenger RNA of Myripristis murdjan (pinecone soldierfish), 2744 nucleotides long. Its product is annotated as tripartite motif-containing protein 16-like protein. The transcript has 2 exons. Gene Ontology annotation, molecular function: protein binding. The coding region runs from base 1 to 1392 and encodes 463 amino acids. The record is from RefSeq and is a predicted model, not a curated record. Lineage: Eukaryota; Metazoa; Chordata; Actinopteri; Holocentriformes; Holocentridae.
AUGGCGCAGAGAGGAAUUCAGCUGGAUUCGGCAAAAUUCUGCUGUUCGAUCUGUCUGGAUCUACUGAAGGAUCCAGUGACUAUUCCCUGUGGACACAGCUACUGCCUGAGCUGUAUUAAAAGAUACUGGGAUGGAGAAGAGCAGAGGGAAAUCCACCGCUGCCCACAGUGCAGACAAACCUUCACACCAAGACCUGUCCUGGGGAAAAACACCAUGUUAGCAGAAAUAGUGGAGGAAAUGAAGAAGACGGGACUCCAAGCUCACCACCUCCAGCCUCACUAUGAUGCAGCUCCAUUAAAGAAACACAAGCUGGUGGAAGCCACUGUGCAGUUUCAGGAGAACAUCUGCUCUCGGAGUCGGCAAAAAAUCCAGCAGAGAAUCCAGGACACAGAGAAAGACGUGAAGGUGCUUCAGCAGGAGGUGGAGGCCAUCAAUCGCUCUGCUGAUAAAGCAGUGGAGGACAGUGAGAAGAUCUUCACUGAGCUGAUCAGUUUGAUUGAGAAAAGAAGAUCUGAUGUGAAGCAGCAGAUCAGAUCCCAGCAGGAAGAGGAAGCGAGUCGGGCUGAAGAACUUCAGAAGAAGCUGAAGCAGGAGAUCGCUGAGCUGAGGAGGAAAGACGCUGAGCUGGAGCAGCUCUCACACACAGAGGAUCACACCCAUUUUCUAAAUAACUACCCCUCACUGUCACGUCUCAGUGAAUCUACACACUCACCCAGCAACAACAUCCGUCCUCUGAGCUACUUUGAGGAUGUGACUGCAGCUGUGUCAGAGCUGAGAGAGAAACUACAGGACCUUCUUAGUGAGGAAUGGUCCAAGACCUCACUGACAGUGACUGGAGUGGAUGUUCUACUGCCACAACCAGAGCCCAAGACCAGAGCUGAAUACUUACAAUAUUCAUGUCAAAUCACACUGGAUCCAAACACAGCAAACACACGGCUGUCAUUAUCAGAGUGGAACAGAAAAGCGACACGAAUUGGAAAACAUCAGCCAUAUUGUCAUCACCCAGACAGAUUCACUACAUGGUUUCAGGUCCUGAGUAGAGAGGGCCUGACUGGACAUUGUUACUGGGAGGUGGAGUGGAGUGGACCAGAUGUUUCAAUAGCAGUCGCAUACAAGGAUAUUAGCAGAACAGGUCAGUUUGGAUCCAAUGACAAGUCUUGGGCAUUAGAUUGUUACAAUCAGUUCAGCCAUAACAGCAUCAAAACUCCCACAUCAGUCCCUGUGUCCUCCAGAGUAGCAGUGUACCUGGAUCACAGAGCAGGUAUUCUGUCCUUCUACAACGUCUCUGAAACCAUGACUCUCCUCCACAGAGUCCAGACCACAUUCACUCAGCCUCUCCAUGCUGGAUUUAGGGUUUAUGGAGGCUCGGCUGAGUUUUGUCAGCUCAAGUAGACAGGAGUUAUUAAAGCAGCAAAAUGUAAGUUUUUGUUUUUAAAAAAUAUUUUUCCCUGAGUCAUUGCAGCUUCAUGUCACUGAGGUGUUUCUGCACUCCCACCUGUCAAUCAAACAGUGUGGGCGGGACUGUAACCUCUUCCUACCUCCAUGUUCCUUGCUGGCCCUCUUUGUUCCAUCAUGGCGGCUAUUGUGGAACAGCCUAACCCAACUGCCAGAGGAGAGGCUCACUAGAAAGAUUUUUAAUUGGAGCAGAAUGCACAACCAUCCGUGGAUUAGGGAAGUCUCUUUAUUUUUUUCUGUUACAGGGUUAAGUAUAUAUUUUAUCAAUAAUUUACAGUGUAGUAUAACUAUUACUAAACAGAAAUUGUCAAUUAAAUGUCAGGAGCAAUGGGAGGCGGACAUUUGGGAAAAAAAAACCCAAGUUAAGAAAUUAUGUUCAGUUUAAAGAAGAGUAUGUCACCGAACCAUAUGUAGCAUCUAAUUUGAAGAAAGGUCAAAGAUCCCUCUGUGCCCAAUUGAGAGCUGGCGUCUUGCCGCUGGCAGUUGAGGUGGGUAGGUAUCAAGGGAUACUAGAAGAACAGAGUUUGUGUACUUUAUGUGAUCUAGGAAAUGUAGAGGAUGAGUUACAUUUUGGUUUUCAUUGUCCAUUGUAUGCCAGCCUAAGAAAUGUUUUAUUUGAAAAAGUACAAACCAGGAAUCUUGAUUUGUUUUGGUUGUCCAAAUUUAAUAUGCUAAGAUGGCUGUUUGAAGAAGAGGUAUUUGCUUUGGGUAAAUUCUUGGAGAAAGCGUGGCAGCUGCGGUGGAGACAGCUAUACCCGCAUGUAUGAACUGAUGCAUGUAUUUAUUUACUUUUGUUGGGAGUGUCUUAUAAGCCCAUGGGCUAUUGUAUGCAGGACACUUAAAUAAAAAUUAUCUAUCUAUCUAUCUAUCUAUCUAUCUAUCUAUCUACUGUUCUUCCUGACAAACAGCAAAGAGCAGCCAGACGCUGAGAGUUCAGAGGACAUUUAUUCAUAUGAAAACAUCACCUGUUGUCUACACACUUCUAAUAUCUGUUGCAUAAUUGUGUUGUUCCUGUAAUAUUUUCUGUUUUUCUGUUCCUUAAUGGACUCAGCACCAGAGGUUUCUCCUUUAUUAUAGCUGAGUAGUUCAUAUUUUGUGUUUUCCUCUGCUGGCACUUUGUACAUUUUAAUGUUUCAAUUCCAAUUUAGUAAAUGCUGUUGAUAUUAUAUGCAAGGGGAAGAAAAAUAUAUUUCAUUAUGGUGCAUUUGAAACUAUAUAUCCUUGAGUUUGAGUUGUUAUGUACAAAGUUGUUUUGAAUGCCUCUUUUUCAAUGUAUUAUAAUUUUUUAA